Molecule: messenger RNA, 2410 nt
Organism: Gavialis gangeticus (Gharial)
Lineage: Eukaryota; Metazoa; Chordata; Crocodylia; Gavialidae
Gene: MTERF3
Product: mitochondrial transcription termination factor 3
Exons: 7
Coding region: 18-974 (318 amino acids)
Biological process (GO): mitochondrial ribosome assembly; regulation of DNA-templated transcription
Cellular component (GO): mitochondrion
Molecular function (GO): double-stranded DNA binding
Source: RefSeq, a predicted model, not a curated record
UCUGCCUCUGCGCAGCUAUGGCUGCGCGCGCUAGCUGGCUGAUCCGCAGCUGCGCUUGGCUGAGGCUUGUGGGGCCGUCGCCCGCCCGCUGGCGCUCCAGCCCCGGCCCUGGCCCCGCGCUGCCCGCCCCUGCGCUGCCCGCCCCUGACUCGGCCGCACCGCCCGAAGAUUGGGACAGUGUAUUGCCUUUAUCUGCUUUGGAGGAGAUUUCCGAGGAAGAAGCUGUGCAGAUCGUGGCCGAGCCGCUUCUUCCCUUUGAGUCCUUCACGCUUCGAGAUUAUGUUGAUCGUUCAGAAACUCUGACCAAAUUAGUGCAUCUGGGAGUUGAUUUGUCCAAAGUGGAAAAGCUUCGGAAUGCAGGCCAGCUCCUACUGAGGCUGGAUUUUGAAAAUGACAUUAAAAAGAUCCUAUUAUUUCUUAAGGAUGUGGGUGUGGAAGACAAUCAGCUGGGGCCCUUCCUGACAAAAAACCCUUACGUUUUCACUGAAGACGUGGAAGCUCUAGAGACAAGAGUGGCUUACUUAAAAUCAAAAAAAUUUGGUAAGGAAGCAAUUGCACGAAUGGUCUCGAGAGCUCCAUUUUUGCUGAUGUUUUCUGUGGAAAGAUUAGAUAACAGAUUGGGUUUCUUCCAAAAAGAACUUGGAUUAAGUGUGCAGAAGACUAGGGAUCUAGUAAGUCGUCUUCCAAGGCUACUAACUGGAAGUUUGGAACCGGUAAAAGAAAACCUAGCGGUGUGUCGGAUUGAAUUAGGUUUUCGACCUAAUGAAAUUCAACAUAUUGCCCUUAAAAUACCCAAGAUUUUAACUGCAAACAAAAAGAAAUUAACAGAAACAUUUGACUAUGUCCAUAAUGUGAUGGGCAUUCCCCAUCACAUCCUUACCAACUUCCCUCAGCUCCUUCUUAAAGUGAAGUACUCACAAUGUGACCUAUCAGCUGAUUGUUGGAGCAAAAAUCUACAAAAAAAAUUUCAUUGAAGCAUUGCAUGAAUAGUUAAGACCCUCAAUUUAAUAUUUUUUCCUCUGCUGUCUAGUUUAAAUAUGUUCAUAAAACUUACAUGUAUUGCCCUUUAAUAAAAGUAAACAAUAUGUUUGAAUAAUCUCAUGCACUGCUGAAAUGUGAUCACUGUUGACUGGAAAAGAGAAACUUUUUAAAAUAAAAGUAAUGUGCAGUUUAUUAACUACAAGGGAAGUAGUGCAGGAAGGAAGGGACUGUAGUCAUGUCACUUAAUCUAAUAUCUCUGUUCUUGAGUAAAAAGUUGUGGGAUAAUAUGGAAUAAUUACCAAGAAAUCAGGACUAAGCACAGGGAAUGUUAAGUAAAAACUGGGGAGGUGGCCCUCCUUUAGCUCUGCUUGUGAUUUCCCCCUUUCCCCUCCAGUGCCAAAAUCUGGUGUGAUCUUUCUCCAAAGCUCACCUCUUCAUCCUUCUCUGCUCACAUUCUAUAACACUAAGGCCUAUGGCCUCACUGCCUAUCUUCCUUGAACUCUGCUGCCUUAGGUACUGUUCAUUUCCUUUUUGUUGACCUCAUGCACUCUUCAUGAUGGCAUCGUCUCUUGUUUUUCUUCAAAGUGCAUUUUUAGCAUUUUAUUGCAUCUCUCUCCAUGGUUCUUUGCUCUUAAGAAGCUCCCAGAACUUUCUGCUCUUGGCUCCAUCAUCUCCUACUGCCUCAAGACUGAGCAGUGGGAGAGGCAGGCAGAAUCUCAUCCUUUUAAACCUCAGUUCUGGCUUAUGGGAAGUCAAGGGGAGAAAAGAUAACUUUUAAGAGAACCAUCAAAUUGUGUGUGUUCCUUGUUGUAUAACCACAUGAUCUCAGUAUGCUUAUCCUUAUUUUAGUCUCUUACUGUCUUUGUGCUUGCUUAGUAUCAUGUGAUAUUUAGACCACAUUUUUCAAUCAGGGAAGACAAGUAUUGGUAUACUGGAGUGGGCCAGUGGUUAAUCUAGUAUGGUAUUCUGCUCCUGACAAAUGUUCCCCCUUUGGAAUCCUUACUAUAAGAUCUGUAAUAGGAUCUGUAUUAUAGGACCCCAGUAGUGGCCUAGGUGCACCUCUGAGAUCACUUUCAAGGUGCUUUCAUACUUUCAGGGGCACCUGUCAGCUCCAACUUCCUCCCUGCCUUCUGCUUCUUACCACUGUAAACCGGCUAAGAUGUGUCAGGGGCCAGCUCUUUGGUAUAUGGUGACUCAGCCUCAAUGGUCUCACCCAGACCCUGCCAGUUCUUAGCAGAAGUAAUUUUGCCAGCAAGAAGAAUCACACCUUUGUCUGCUUAUGCACUCAGAAAAGAUGGAUUUCCAUUUCCAUAGAAUAGGCAAGCCCAUAUGGUCAAAUGCUCUGGAAUUGCAGUUAACACUGACAAUAAGCAGUAAAAAGACAGCAAAAAGGAUCUAUUAUAAAAAAACAAACAAACAACAAUCCUAA